GGCCGGUCCGGUCCUUCCAGCAGCAGGAGUUUGAAGAAGUUUCUCCGCUGUCUGUUGUGUUGGCAGUCUGACCGAAGAUGCUUCCUGGAGCGCUCACCGUGUUGCUGACUCUGUUCAGCCUCAUCGAGACCAGACAGACAGACCUUUAUACUUUUAAAGUGGUAAACAGCAGGGGGAAGUUAGUGUCCCUGGAAAAGUACCGCGGUUCGGUGUCCCUGGUGGUGAAUGUAGCCAGCGAAUGUGGCUUCACCGAGGAGCACUACAAAAACCUGCAGCAGCUCCAGCGGGACUUUGGGCCGUAUCACUUCAACGUGCUGGCCUUCCCCUGCAACCAGUUUGGGCAGCAGGAGCCCGGCAGCGACAAGGAGAUCGACAGCUUUGUGCGCAGAGUCUACGGGGUCUCCUUCCCCCUGUUCAGUAAAAUCGCUGUCGGCGGAACCGGAGCAAACAAUGUCUACAAGUACCUUGUCGAGACUUCUGGAGAGGAGCCUGACUGGAAUUUCUGGAAGUAUCUCAUUGAUGUAAAUGGCAAUGUGGUGGAUGCAUGGGGACCAAAAGUUUCUGUCAAAGAAAUCCGACCCAAAAUAGCUGAAAUGGUACGUCAGAUAAUCCUAAAGAAGAAAGAAGAGCUUUAACCACCUGUUAAAAGACACAGAGAGAUAAAAUGAACACAUUUGUUUUGCUUGUACGAUCAGACUUUGUUAGAAUAAAGCAUUACCAAGACACAUAGCGGGAGCAAGUUUGACUUGCUCUCUGAAAGCACUGAUGAAACACCACUAUAUUUUUAUUUCAAUGUCAAGUUUCAAAUCAGGUGGAUGACAUAGAGCUCCCGUUUUCCCAUUUGUUAGUCAUGUGGAUUAUGUGUUUGGUUUUUUAUUCAUUCUGAUUUGUGGAAUAAAAUUUUACUGUGAUGAGAGAGAAACCUGAG
Messenger RNA from Sebastes umbrosus (honeycomb rockfish), 928 nucleotides. It is a transcript of the gene gpx7, whose product is annotated as glutathione peroxidase 7. The transcript has 3 exons. NCBI's taxonomy places the organism in Eukaryota, Metazoa, Chordata, Actinopteri, Perciformes, Sebastidae. The record is from RefSeq and is a predicted model, not a curated record. Gene Ontology annotation, biological process: response to oxidative stress. Bases 78 to 635 code for a protein of 185 amino acids. Gene Ontology annotation, molecular function: glutathione peroxidase activity.